Molecule: messenger RNA, 1562 nt
Organism: Cucurbita maxima (winter squash)
Lineage: Eukaryota; Viridiplantae; Streptophyta; Magnoliopsida; Cucurbitales; Cucurbitaceae
Product: heavy metal-associated isoprenylated plant protein 36-like
Exons: 3
Coding region: 118-1302 (394 amino acids)
Molecular function (GO): metal ion binding
Source: RefSeq, a predicted model, not a curated record
UUAAAAAAAAACAAAAAGAUUUUCCUUUUUCUAUUUCUUUUUCUUUUGUUUAUUAUAACCUUGAAGCCCAUAACUGUUGAUCAAUACUUCUCUCUCUGCUCCAUUCUUGAGCUGCUAAUGGCAAAACCAGAAGCUAAAGACUUCGAAGGGACCUCAGAACCCUUCAACUCUAAGACAUGUUUGUUGCGAGUCUCCAUUCACUGUGAAGGUUGCAAGAGGAAAGUGAUCAAGAUUCUCCAUAAUAUUCAUGGAGUUCAUGCAGUAGAAAUAGAUCGAAAUCAGCAGAAAGUCACAGUAACAACGAAUAUAGACGAACAAACAUUGAUUAAAAGGUUAAUCAAGGCAGGAAAGCACGCAGAACCAUGGCCAGAAAGAAUACCCAUCUCAAAAAACAUCAAAGAAAAGCAAAACGCUAUGGAAAUCCCCGUCUCUGUAAACAGCGCCGCCGUGCACGACGGCGGAAAGCAGAAACAGAGCACGGAAACAGAGGCUCCGGCGAAAGAAGUGCCAGUCCCAUCAAAAAAUGAGGAAAACUGUGGAAUUAGUGGAGCUGCCCAGAUACUUGAAAUUAGUAAUGAUGGAGACGGAGCUGCGGCGAAGAUUGGCCGCGCCACCGUAGAACGAGUUGUGGAGUUUACGUCGGGAGGAAGUGGUGAUAAGAAUAUCGCCGGUGAGACUCAACCUGGUGGGGCAGGUGGCGGUGCGGCAGCUGUUGCAAGUAGCGGUGGCGGCGGAGAAGGGAGGAAGAAGAAGAGGAAAGGGCAGAAGAAAGAGAAGAGUGACGGAGGAGGAGGAGGCGGCGGCGCUGUUGUCGGAGAUAUGGAGGGUCCACAGGUCGUUCCUCCACCUGGCAGCAUAGGAUCAGCCACUCCUCAUGAUCAUCACCAUCAUCAUGAUCCAACUCCAUCAUCCAAUCACGCCCCUCCAUUUAAUCAACCAUACAACCAUUCGGUACAUACGAUCUCAUCCCAACCGACUCACGUAACAAGUUACAAUACGAUUUCACCUCAACCGAUUCACAUCACGAGUUAUAAUACGGUCUCAUCCCAACCGACUCACGUGGCAAGUUAUAACACAAUCUCAUCCCAACCAACUCACAUGGCGAGUUACAAUACGACGCACCCAACUACUACCUAUGGUUCUUACUACGUCGAGCCACUGCCAUAUUCAGUUGUAGUAAGAAACACUUCACCACCAUCACCACCACAACCACAACCAUUGGCAGAACUAUCAAACUCUCCAACGUCUAAUCCAUUCGACUUCUUUAGCGAUGAGAAUCCCAGUGGUUGCACGGUCAUGUGAGAAUGAAAAUUGUGCUUGUUUGGACAAUUUUGGACAUCAAAAAGACAUGAAACUUGCACAAGUUGUAUGAGUAUUUGGGGGUAGAAUUGUAAUAUACAUGUAUAUGGAGGGAUAAAGUAUGAAAAGAACAAAAGAAAAGGAAAAGGGGAAAAAAAGAACAACUUUGUGGGUUAUUGUGCUUAGCUUUAUUUAGUGUACUUCUUUUAAAGCUGCACUUUAGUCUAUAUUUUCUUUAGGUUAAAUUAUAAAUAUGUUUUUUU